AUGGCAAAAACUCGGACUGAGAUUGAGAAGGCUCACAGAGAGCGCAAAGAGGUCGUCAGAACAGAAACACUUCUUGAAGAGAAACUACUGUCCCGUCAAAAGUCCCCGACCCUUCUCGUCAACAUAGUCCAAGACUCUUCCCGUCAACACAGUUACCGACCCUUCCCGUCAACACAGUCCCCGACUUUUCCCGUCAACACAGUUCCCGACCCUUCCCGUCAACACAGUCCCCGACUUUUCCCGUCAACACAGUCCAAGACUCUUCCCGUCAACACAGUCCACGACUUUUCCCGUCAACACAGUCCCCGACCCUUCCCGUCAACACAGUCCCCAACUCUUCCCGUCAACACAGUUACCGACCCUUCCCGUCAACACAGUCCCCGACUUUUCCCGUCAACACAGUUCCCGACCCUUCCCGUCAACACAGUCCCCGACUUUUCCCGUCAACACAGUCCAAGACUCUCCCGUCAACACAGUCCACGACUUUCCCCGUCAACACAGUCCCCGACCCUUCCCGUCAACACAGUCCCCGACUCUUCCCGUCAACACAGUCCACGACUCUUCCCGUCAACACAGUCCAAGACUUUUCCCGUCAACACAGUCCCCGACCCUUCCCGUCAACACAGUCCCCGACUUUUCCCGUCAACACAGUCCAAGACUCUUCCCGUCAACACAGUCCAAGACUUUUCCCGUCAACACAGUCCCCGACCCUUCCCGUCAACACAGUCCCCGACUCUUCCCGUUAACACAGUCCAAGACUCUUCCCGUCAACACAGUCCACGACUUUUCCCGUCAACACAGUCCCCGACCCUUCCCGUCAACACAGUCCCCGACCCUUCCCGUCAACACAGUCUCCCACCUCUCUCGUCAACACAGUCCCCUCCCCUGUCAUCAACACAGCCCCCUCCCCUCUCAUCAACACAGUCCCCUCCCCUCUCAUCAUCACAGUCCCCUUCCCUCUCAGCAACACAGUCCCCUCCCCUCUCAUCAACACCGUCCCCACCCUUCACGUCAACAGUUCCCGACCCUUCCCUUACCGACCCUUCCCGUCAACGCAGUCCCCGACUUUUCCCGUCAACACAGUUCCCGACCCUUCCCGUCAACACAGUCCCCGACUUGUCCCGUCAACACAGUCCAAGACUCUUCCCGUCAACACAGUCCACGACUUUUCCCGUCAACACAGUCCCCGACCCUUCCCGUCAACACAGUCCCCGACUCUUCCCGUCAACACAGUCCACGACUCUUCCCGUCAACACAGUCCAAGACUUUUCCCGUCAACACAGUCCCCGACCCUUCCCGUCAACACAGUCCCCGACUUUUCCCGUCAACACAGUCCAACACCCUUCCCGUCAACACAGUCCAAGACUUUUCCCGUCAACACAGUCCCCGACCCUUCCCGUCAACACAGUCCCCGACCCUUCCCGUCAACACAGUCCAAGACUCUUCCCGUCAACACAGUCCACGACUUUUCCCGUCAACACAGUCCCCGACCCUUCCCGUCAACACAGUCCCCGACCCUUCCCGUCAACACAGUCUCCCACCCCUCUCGUCAACAGAGUCCCCUCCCCUGUCAUCAUCACAGUCCCCUCCCCUCUCAUCAACACAGUCCCCACCCUUCACGUCAACAGUUCCCGACCCUUCCCUCCCCGACCCUUCCCGUCAACAGAGUCCCCGACCCUUCUCGUCAACAUAGGCCAAGACUCUUCCCGUCAACACAGUUACCGACCCUUCCCGUCAACGCAGUCCCCGACUUUUCCCGUCAACACAGUUCCCGACCCUUCCCGUCAACACAGUCCCCGACUUGUCCCGUCAACACAGUCCAAGACUCUUCCCGUCAACACAGUCCACGACUUUUCCCGUCAACACAGUCCCCGACCCUUCCCGUCAACACAGUCCCCGACUCUUCCCGUCAACACAGUCCACGACUCUUCCCGUCAACACAGUCCAAGACUUUUCCAGUCAACACAGUCCCCGACCCUUCCCGUCAACACAGUCCCCGACUUUUCCCGUCAACACAGUCCAAGACUCUUCCCGUCAACACAGUCCAAGACUUUUCCCGUCAACACAGUCCCCGACCCUUCCCGUCAACACAGUCCCCGACUCUUCCCGUCAACACAGUCCAAGACUCUUCCCGUCAACACAGUCCACGACUUUUCCCGUCAACACAGUCCCCGACCCUUCCCGUCAACACAGUCCCCGACCCUUCCCGUCAACACAUGCCUGUUCCAAUUCAUCAACAUUCUGCACUGGUGGCUCCCUCUGACAGAUUUUACGUCCAAGAAUGUCCCAGAUCAGCUCGAUGGGAUUGAGGUCUGGGCUUCUGGCUGGCCAAGAACAGUGCUUGGUGCAAAAGGAAACCGCCGUACAAUCCUCAUAAGUGCUGCAUCCUCUCUUGCUGACGUACAGCGUGGUCUACCAGGACGUUGA
Molecule: messenger RNA, 2427 nt
Organism: Haliotis rufescens (red abalone)
Lineage: Eukaryota; Metazoa; Mollusca; Gastropoda; Lepetellida; Haliotidae
Product: mucin-2-like
Exons: 6
Coding region: 1-2427 (808 amino acids)
Source: RefSeq, a predicted model, not a curated record